This is a messenger RNA of Mya arenaria, 6150 nucleotides long. RefSeq names its product syndetin-like. NCBI's taxonomy places the organism in Eukaryota, Metazoa, Mollusca, Bivalvia, Myida, Myidae. Gene Ontology annotation, cellular component: EARP complex. Gene Ontology annotation, biological process: retrograde transport, endosome to Golgi; endocytic recycling. The transcript is spliced from 26 exons. The record is from RefSeq and is a predicted model, not a curated record. Gene Ontology annotation, molecular function: SNARE binding. Bases 71 to 2920 code for a protein of 949 amino acids.
CAAAAUGAAUGAGUACGAAUAAGAAGGUGUGAGUUGGUAAACAUAAAAUGGCAAAAAAGCAAUUAAUUCUAUGAACAUGGAUUUAAAAAACAAACUGAAAUCACUCAUAAGAAAGCAGGACUCCCUGCCAUCACCCAUCGAAGAAAAUAUAAGCCAUGAACUGUUCAAUGGUGAACCAGCAGUAGCCAAAUAUAAACAUGAGGUAUUGCAGAGUAACCCCCAGGAGGAUCGGGAGAUCAUGGAGAAGAUUGAUCCGGAAUAUUACCAAGACGUAGACGCCAGCCAGUAUGAACUGGAGAAACUGCCGGAGGUGGUGGAUCUGGAGAGGGUUGAUGAUGAUAGGAACAGACUCCGACGUCAGCUUCAGUCUGUGUCAAAAAAGGUAUCGGAGCUGGUGCUACAGAAUCACCCAGCAUACGCUGCAGAGCUACAGCGUGUAAUGGAGCUCCAGAAAACCCUCCAGCUUGCAACCAUCAUCUGCAAAAAUGGCAGGAGUCAGUUGUCUGAGGCGAGCCACAAGUUCACAAUGACGAGCCUACAAUUGCUGGCUAAUGUUCGGAAACGACAGCAACUAAAAGGCCUUCUCAAAUCAAUUAGAACAAUCAAGACAUUGCAAAGAACAGACCUGAGGUUGCGUGAAAUGCUGGUGGAAGAAGACUUCUGCGGGGCUAUUCAGCUCUGCCUGGAGUGUCAGAAAGCUGCUGCCCUGCUUAAACACUACAACUGCAUCAGUGAGUUGAGUUCAAAACUGUCGGAUACCCUUGAGUUGAUAGAGGAGCAGCUGGACUUUGCCCUGUCACGGACCUGCAGUCAGUUUGAUGAGACACACUAUGAAAAGGUUCAGACUGCAUACGGCUUGCUGGGGAAGAGACAGAAUGCCCUGGACCAGCUGCACCUGCACUUCACCAGUGCAAUCCACAACACAGCCUUCCAGGUUGUCCUUGGUUAUGUGGAGCUGUGUAACCAUGGUAGCACAGAAACAAACUUCAACAAGAUGCAGUUCUCUGACCUCUGCAAGCAUGUGACGAUAGAGAGUUUCACUCCAUGUCUGGUUGGGCUGUGCAAGGCCUUAUGGAGCAUUAUGAGGAGUUACCAUAGUAUAGCUCGCUGGCAUGAGAAACACGACCAUCUUGACACAGUGUCACAAGAUGAGGCUGCACGUUCUGGUGAAGAAAUGACUGCUAUGUACAUAAAGCAGAAGUUGGAGCACGGACGAGUACGUAUCUGGCAGGACGUGCAACAGAAGGUGCGCACCUACAUCCUCGCUGUUAGCCUCUCGGAAUACAAGCUGGAGGAGUUUAUACAGUUCCUUGACAUUGUCAACAGGAUGAUAGAUAUUGGGGAGUAUUUCUGUGAGAGCAAGUCCGAGGGUCUCCAGGACUCCCUUAAACAACAGAGCCUCAAUUACUUCAAGAACCACCACAGGGCCAAAAUGGAUGAGUUACAGAUGUUCCUGGAGAACGAGGGCUGGGAGCUGUGUCCGGUCAAGUCAUCCUUCCAUGUUCUCAACCUUGUGGAGUUUAAGUUCAUGCGCCAAUCAGCGUCCUCUCAGAAGAUUCUGGCCAAUCAGAACCUCGCAGAGCAGGACAACGGCCAAUUUGAAUCCUCCAGGAAGCGUCAGUACUUUGAAGAGUUUUCAGGGGACAGUACUCCAUUUGAUAUACAGACAGAGUCGGAAGAAAAUGAAGAUGUGUUCGCUGGCACAGGGGAUGACGGUAAUGGAGAGGAGGAGUUCAGUGACAGUGACUCUGACGUGCCCGAUGAGCUCAAACAUGAUUUCAUUGACGAGCUCACAGGAGAAACACAUUCAAGGCCUGGGAAAAGGAAAUUUUCCAGAAGCAGAAGUUUCCAGAAGCAUGUUUCCAUAGUAACAAAUACCUCGCUCAAUGUGUUCAGGGUCAUUGGUCGUUAUAUUCAGAUGAUGCGACUGUUAAAGCCUGUGGCCUUCGAUGUUAUGUGGUCCAUGGCCCAGCUCUUUGAUUUCUACAUGUAUUCUGUGUACCUGUUUUAUGGAUCUGCUUUGUCGUCCAUGGAUAACCGAACCAUAAAUAUUCGGUUGAAGUCGACACUGAUGAGAAUAAAGGAUAGCCUCAUCUUGGAUCUGGAUGCAUCUGAUACCUCUGACGACCUGGAACAAAGGGAGAAAAUCCCAGCCCCUCAUCUGUCCCCGAUUGUGGACCUGAACAAUCCAGAGAGGAUGUUUGGACUCCCAGAACGUAUUGUGGCAGCAGAGUCACUGGUGUUUCUUGGGGAACAGCUUGAGUUUCUCCAGCCCCACCUGGAGGCCCUGAUCCCGGUCAACAAGAGGCCCUUCCUCCAACAAUUCUACUCACAGACAGUGAACAUGGCAGCUGAGUUACGGAAACCUGUGUACUGGUCCGUGUCCCUGCGUGUAAUCCCGUACGACACGGUGCUACAACAUAUGGCCACUGUGCGUUGGGAUGUUAAGGAGAUCAUGUCACAGCAUAACACAUAUGUGGAUGUACUUAUGCAGGCUUAUAUGUCAUUCGACACCCGGCUUGCCGAUAUGUGCAAGCAAAUGCCGGUUCCCCGCGCCACAUAUGACCACCUCUGGGACCAGAUCCUCCGUCUGUCCGCACGCACAUUCGUCGAGGGAUAUGCCAACGCAAAGAAGUGCAGCAUAGAAGGCAGGGCCCUAAUGCAGCUGGAUUUUCAGCAAUACCUCAAGAAUAUUGAAAAACUGGUGGACUUAAGGCCAAUUCCGGACCGUGAGUAUGUGGAAGGAUACAUUAAAGCGUACUACUUUCCUGAGAAUCAGUUGGAGAUCUGGCUCCCAGAACACAGGGAGUACAGUUUUAAGCAGUUGACUUCGCUAGUGAAUGCAGUGGACCAUUUAAACAGGAAGGCAAAACAGAAACUGGUUUCUAUGCUAGAAGAUAUGGAGAAGCCACGCAGAUAGCACUAAUGCAUUCUACAUGCGGUUACACACAACUAUUGAUAGCUGCCGGGAGCUGUGUCCACAUCCAAACUUUAUAAUUGUACAAUUUUAAAAUUAGUCAUGGAUUUUAGUGUAAAUGGAGGCACAGAGUGAUUUGCAUAAAUGAUCAUUAUUACCUCAGCUGUAUAAAACACCCGGACAAAAGCUCUUCCAGUGAAGAGCCAUUCACUUUGGCCAAGACUUAUAAAUGACAUUGCCAAAGCUACAUGUAGUUGAAGCUGCACUCUCACAGAUUAACCAUUUUUACAACUUUUUUAUUUUUUGUCUUGGAAUGAGCCAAUUUUUUUGUAAAUAUCUGCAAAUUAGUGAUAUAUGACUGCUGACAAUAGGUCAGAUCGCAGAUUUUCAUAUUUCUGUUCGAAAAUUAAUGUUUUAUGUCUUAAAUUGUUACUAAUGGUUUAAGCAUUAUGCAUAAAACAUCAAUUUCUGAACUUAAAUAUGAAAAUCUGUGUUCUGAAUUUUUGUCAGCAGACUUAUAUCACUUGUUUCCAUGCAUUUUCGAAUAAAAUGGCUCGUUCCAAGACAAAAACAAAAAAAGUUCAAUCUGUGAGAGUGCAGCUUUAAAACUCAACUAACUUCUCUGUGUCUGUCCUAAUAGUCUGUUUUUAUUUUGGUAUAUCUUGUUUAAUACCAUAUUCUCAUUUUGAAGAGUUAUGAUUGUAAAAUCAAAUUUAAUUAAUUUUGCUUAAUGAAAAAUGAUUCUUUGUUUAGUUCAUUUUUUUUGGUAAAAUCUGGGGCAUGCAGGAAUGUAUGACCAGAGCACUAAGUUACUGUAUUACAUUUUAUGUCAUCACUGGCUGUAAAAUGCAAUUUCAAGGUCAAUUUUGUUUUUCUUAAAGUGGUAGAUUUUGUCAGUAGAGCAAGGGGGUCUCAAAAGCAGUAGAUUUUGGUUGGAAGAGCAGCAAGGGGGUCUCAAAAGCAGUAGAUUUUGGUUGGAAGAGCAGCAAGGGGGUCUCAAAAGUGGUAGAUUUAACUUUAGCUGGAAGGGUUCACAUGUCUGCCAUUGAAUAUUUUUGUAUUUGAUGCAAGUAUGCAAUGAUACAUUCCUACUCCACAUACAUUGUAGCGGCUAUCUUACAGGACAGUGUAAUGCCUUAGUUAGUGUGAUUAUUAUUGGUUAGUAGAUUAAACAAAAGCUAUGUACAUGGAGAUGAAUUACACUUUAUUCUGAGGGAUUUUAACAACAUCUUUAUGAAAUCACAAAAGCUAUGUAGAUUAAUUAGAUUUUAUGCUGUGGGAUUACUACAACAUAUUUGGAAAAAAAAUCACAAAAGAUGUGUAAGUAAAUUAGAUUUUAUUCUGAGUGAUAAUUAAAAAUCUUAAAGAAAUCAUAUAGUAGUGGUUUUAGUAUAAAUAGUGUUGUUUGCAGACACUGUUUUUGGACAUAUAUGUACUUGUUUGAAACAUGUAAUAUUGAAUUUGUGAUUGUGAUGUGAUGAAUUAUGAUUUUUUUAGUUAGAAGUGUGUGAAUGCAACUUUAUUUUGUAUUUACUUUAAAACAUUCCAAAAGCAUCAUUUCAGUUAUUAAAAUAGUUUUUGAACCAUGAAUCAUUGAUUGAAUAGAAGUUAAAAAUAUUACUGUUAUACUAUUUAAUUUGUUUAUUUAAGUGUGACUUGGAGUUACAGUUACUUAUAACUCAAGUCAGUUUCAGCAUUUAAACAUGCUUUAAGUUGUGACAGGACACAUAGCUGGGUCAUGUCAGAAUGCAGCCAAUGGCAGUGGGCAGACCUUUAUAAACUCUUAAGCAACAACAACAACUAUUCAGUACAUGUUAAAUUGUCCAGUAUUUUGGUAUGGUUGUCUAGAUUGAGCUUGCUAACUUGAACCAAUGCAAAAUUAUGAGCAUGGGAGAAUCAUGUUUGCUUAUUACACAUGUAAAUAACUAUUUUUUAUCAUUUACCCCCCAAAGAACAUGAUUCAGUUUAAACAGUGUUUAUUUCAUAACACAGACACACACACACACACAUAUAUAUAUAUAUACAACAUUACAUAUAAUGUACAAGUAAAUGAUUGAGGAGAAUGCCAAAGGCUAAUAUGGAACCCCUUUCCUUCUAAACAUUAUUUCAAUUGGUUUUUAAGUGUCGGCAAAUGAAAAGGUUGUCAAAAGGGUAUAUCAAACGUACAGGUGAUUUGGUCCAUCAACUUCUUUAAUGUCGACUUGUGAGAUAUAACAUGCAAUGUUGCAAUUAUAGUUUUGUUAACAUGACUAGUUAAUAAGUGAACAAGUUAACAUAAUUAUUAUGACAUGUCAUGUUAUCACCCAAAAGUGACAUAAUUAUUGCGACAUGUCAUGCUAUCACCCAAAAGUGACAUAAUUAUUGCGACAUGUCAUGCUAUCACCCAAAAGGGACAUAAUUAUUGCGACAUGUCAUGCUAUCACCCAAAAGGGACAUUAUAAUUAUUGCGACAUGUCAUGUUAUCAUAAUUAUUGAGACAUGUCAUGUGUUAUCACCCGAAAGUGACAUAAUUAUUGAGACAUGUCAUGUAAUCACCCAAAAGUGACAUAAUUAUUGAGACAUGUCAUGUGUUAUCACCCGAAAGUGACAAUUAUUGUAACAUGUCAUGUAAUCACCCAAAAGUGCCAUAAUUAUUGAGACAUGUCAUGUUAUCACCCAAAAGUGACAUGAUUAUUGUGACAUAUCAUGUCUUAAGACCCAAAAGUGACAUUCAACAAGUUGACAUUAUGACGUCAUCUGUAUGUUUGAUAUACUUUUUAAUAGUCAAAUAUAAUGGAAAAGUUACUGAAAUAGUUGUUAAUGUAUAAUCUUAUCCAUUAAGAGAUUACUUCUUAUGAACUUUUUAUGCAUGUUAUACAUGUAUUUCUACACAUAUAUUUGUAUGAUUUAUACAGAUAAUUGCUUGAUAUUUAUUUUGUAUUUCACUUGCACUGUAUAUAUGUAAAUAUUCAAAAAAGGGAAAGACAAACUCCCGCUUUCCCAACACGUUUCGACUUUAAUCUUCAUCAGGUCCCUAGGUAUAAUGAGAAAAAUUAAGUCAAUUUUAUGACCUUUUCAGUAUGUACAUAUACAACUUAUAUAUAUAUACACACAGGACAAUAUAAUAGUUAGUAAAGCAUGUGUAUGUUAAUCUGCUGCAUAAAAAAAUGUUUCUGUGCUAAACAAAACCAGUCAAUAAAUGUAUGUCAAAAUUGUACAAAUAAAUUAAUAAAUAAAAAUGUCAUUAAGUCUAA